Carassius carassius (crucian carp) is the source of this 6243-nucleotide messenger RNA. Its product is annotated as inositol hexakisphosphate and diphosphoinositol-pentakisphosphate kinase 2-like. Gene Ontology annotation, molecular function: inositol hexakisphosphate kinase activity; 5-diphosphoinositol pentakisphosphate 1-kinase activity; diphosphoinositol pentakisphosphate kinase activity. Bases 495 to 4742 code for a protein of 1415 amino acids. Gene Ontology annotation, cellular component: cytosol. Lineage: Eukaryota; Metazoa; Chordata; Actinopteri; Cypriniformes; Cyprinidae. The transcript is spliced from 31 exons. Gene Ontology annotation, biological process: inositol phosphate biosynthetic process; inositol metabolic process. The record is from RefSeq and is a predicted model, not a curated record.
GUCUGUCUGCAAAUCCUGCUCUCUCAUUGGCUGAAACCUUUGUUUAUAUUUGCCUCCGAAGCAAAGUUCGGUUUCAUUUUCAACCUGUCAAAUCCGUGGACAGCUGUGAAGUCAGCACCGCCUCGCGCAUCACGUAGAGAAUGAAGGUGCUUUUUUCAUCCUUCAGUUCACUCUUUGAGGAUCUUGUUAAGACACUUGGAGAUAGACCCUCUCUCAUAUAAACGGAAGAGCAUAAACCUUAGGAAGAAUGAAUUCGUGUUAUCAGUCCAGCACUUCACAUCCUUUCAAAUAACUAUUUACCUGCACUUUGUCAGGCCUCAUUCAGCCUCCCCUCUACCUCUCAAACACACACACACACACGCUCCGCUAGUGACCCCACCGCGGCUCCUGCAGGCUGGGUACGGAGCUGGUCUGGCCGCGUGCCCCUCCAGCUCUGUUUGUUAGUGUGAGAUGGCGCGGCAGGAAGCAGAAGGUUGCUGCUGCUGUGGACUGUAAUGUCAGAGCCCAGCAGCCCCGGCGAGAGCCAGUGCGGCGCUCCCAGAUUCUUCGUGGGCUGCGCGGAGGAUGAGAGCGAAGGCCUGGACGACUGCGCCAGCAUGAGGACAGACAUGGAGCUGUACGAAGAUGACCUGGAGGAUGACUCGCCUCCAGAAUGUCAGAUCGUGGUGGGGAUUUGCUGUAUGAUGAAGAAAUCUAAGUCCAAACCCAUGACUCAGAUCUUGGAGCGUCUUUGCAAGUUUGAGUACAUCACAGUGGUCAUCUUUCCAGAGGACGUCAUACUCAAUGAGUCGGUGGAGAAGUGGCCACUCUGUGACUGCCUGAUCUCAUUUCACUCUAAAGGUUUCCCCUUGGAUAAGGCAGUGAGUUAUGCAAAGCUCCGCAACCCAUUGCUCAUCGAUGAUCUUAAUAUGCAGUAUUACAUACAGGACAGGAGGGAAGUAUAUCGUAUCCUGCAGGAGGAGGGGAUAGAUCUGCCACGCUAUGCUGUGUUAAACCGUGACCCUGACAAACCUGAUGAGUGUAACCUUGUUGAGGGAGAAGACCAAGUUGAAGUUAACGGCGAAGUCUUUCUAAAACCCUUUGUAGAGAAGCCAGUUUCUGCUGAGGACCAUAAUGUGUACAUCUACUACCCAACUUCAGCUGGAGGAGGCAGCCAGCGUCUCUUCAGAAAGAUUGGGAGCAGAAGUAGUGUUUACUCUCCAGAGAGCAGUGUGAGGAAAACUGGCUCCUAUAUCUAUGAAGAGUUCAUGCCAACUGAUGGCACAGAUGUGAAGGUGUAUACAGUAGGGCCAGAUUAUGCUCACGCAGAGGCUCGUAAGUCCCCUGCUCUCGAUGGAAAAGUAGAAAGAGACAGUGAAGGCAAAGAAAUCCGCUACCCAGUAAUGCUGACUGCUAUGGAGAAGCUUGUGGCCCGUAAAGUGUGUCUGGCGUUCAAGCAAACAGUGUGUGGAUUCGACCUUCUCCGAGCCAACGGCCACUCGUAUGUGUGUGAUGUUAACGGAUUUAGCUUUGUGAAGAAUUCCAUGAAAUACUAUGAUGACUGUGCUAAGAUCCUGGGAAAUAUUGUGAUGAGGGAGCUGGCUCCACAGUUCCAGAUCCCCUGGUCCAUACCUACAGAGGCAGAGGACAUUCCUAUUGUACCCACUACAUCAGGGACCAUGAUGGAGCUGCGUUGUGUGAUUGCUGUGAUCCGUCAUGGAGAUCGUACACCAAAGCAGAAGAUGAAGAUGGAAGUUCGGAAUCCCAUGUUUUUUGAGCUUUUUGAAAAAUAUGGUGGGUAUAAAACAGGCAAGCUGAAGCUAAAGAAGCCCAAAGAACUGCAGGAAGUUCUGGACAUUACCAGGACACUCUUGGCAGACAUAGGAGAGCAUACUGACUGUGAAAUUGAGGAGAAGUCAUCCAAACUUGAACAACUAAAGACUGUUCUAGAAAUGUAUGGCCAUUUCUCUGGAAUCAAUAGGAAAGUGCAGCUAACUUACCUUCCUCAUUUACAGCCCAAAACAUCCAGUGAGGAGGAAGAUACUCGUAAGGAGGGCCCCUCUAUACUGCUGGUGCUGAAGUGGGGUGGGGAACUGACUCCAGCUGGCAGAGUUCAGGCUGAAGAACUUGGCAGGGCUUUUCGCUGCAUGUACCCUGGAGGUCAAGGGGAUUAUGCUGGCUUUCCAGGGUGCGGCCUGCUCAGGCUCCACAGCACCUACCGGCAUGACCUCAAGAUCUAUGCCUCUGAUGAGGGCAGGGUGCAAAUGACUGCUGCUGCCUUUGCAAAGGGUCUCUUAGCACUGGAAGGGGAACUGACACCGAUCCUGGUCCAGAUGGUAAAGAGUGCAAAUAUGAACGGCCUGCUGGAUAACGAUAUCGAAUCCCUCAGCGGCUGUCAGCAGAGGGUUAAGGCCAGACUUCAUGAGAUCAUGCAGAAAGAUGAAAUCUUCACAGAAGAAGACUUUGACAGGCUGGCUCCAACAUGCAGCAGCUCUCUUGUUGGCUCUAUGAAAGCUGUGGAGAAUCCAGUAAGUACAUGUGAUCAAGUCUACAGCCUUGUCCAGAGCCUCACCUCACAGAUCCACAAAAGACUUGAAGACCCCAAAUCAGCAGAUUUACAGCUGUACCACAGUGAGACACUGGAGAUGAUGCUGCAGCGCUGGUCUAAGUUGGAAAGGGACUUCCGCAUGAAGAGUGGCCGCUACGACAUCAGCAAGAUUCCUGACAUUUACGACUGUGUUAAGUAUGACGUGCAGCACAACAGCUGUCUGGGCCUGGAGGACACAUAUGAACUCUUCAAGCUCUCUAGAGCACUAGCCAACAUUGUCAUACCACAGGAGUACGGCAUUAAUAAGGUGGAGAAGCUGGACAUUGCUUAUGCCUACUGUCUGCCUUUAGUGAAGAAGAUUCAGCUUGACCUUCAGAGGACACAUGAGGACGAGUCUGUAAACAAGCUGCAUCCACUAUAUUCACGUGGAGUGCUGUCGCCAGGCAGGCAUGUCCGAACUCGGCUGUAUUUCACGAGUGAGAGUCACGUCCACUCACUGCUUAGUAUCUUCCGUUAUGGUGGCCUAUUGGAUGAGGAGAAGGACCAGCAGUGGAAGAGAGCCAUGGAUUAUCUGAGUGCAGUGUCUGAGCUCAACUACAUGACCCAGAUCGUCAUAAUGCUCUAUGAAGACAACAAAAAGGACCCUUCCUCUGAAGAACGCUUCCAUGUUGAACUGCAUUUCAGCCCUGGGGUCAAAGUAUCUGAGGAGGAGAGCGCUCCGAUGGGCUUUGGCUUCCGACCAGCCUCUUCUGAAAAUGAUCAGAAGCAAACAGAUCCUGGUAGUUUGGAAAAUCUUGUACGAGAUGAGCCUGACCGUGCUUUGCCCCUUUCAGAGGCCAUCAGCACCCUGAGGAAAUCCCCUCUGAUCCGGAACCGCAAGACUGGCUCCAUGGAGGUCCUGUCAGAGACUUCGUCCUCUAAAGGAGGCAGCUACCGCCUCUUCCCCUCCUGCUCACGUCAGUCUCCAGAGAUGAAGCAGAGCGGAUUAGGCUCUCAGUGUGCUGGCCUCUUCAGCACCAACGUCCUGGGGGGCUCCUCUAGUGCCCCCAACCUUCAGGACUACGCACGCGCACACCGCAAAAAAUUCUCCUCGGGCAGUUUGACCUAUAAAGACGAGUUGUUGUCUAUGCCGGCAGUAAAGAGAUUUUCUGUGUCGUUUGCAAAGCAUCCGACUAAUGAACCCCUGAAAGAGCACCAGGUAGCCCAGCUGCUGAGGCACUUUUCCACCGACCCCCAUAUUGGCCACCCGUUCUGUUUGGACAGUGCUUUUGCCCACCACCUCCAUCAGUGCUCCUACCAUCUCCGCCUCUUCCGCAACUGGUUAAUCUCUGGCCAGGACCCACUAGAGUACCUCUACGGGUUUGAAGGCUGCUCCAUGGUGCCUUCAAUCUACCCCCUCGAGACCCUCCACAACUCACUCUCACUCAAACAAGUGAACGAGUUCCUGACGACUGUGUGUGAGAAUGCAGGAGAUUCCCACACCAGGACAACCAGAGCUCUCUCAGCCAUGUUUGACUCCCAGAACCAGCCCACGGGGGACUCUUACAUCCCUCACAGAGUGCUGUCCUCCUCGGUUUCUCUGCGCCAGCGCUCUGAUCGGCCACCAUGGUACAGCAGUGGUCCCUCCAGUACAGUGUCAAGCGCCGGCCCUUCGUCUCCCACAACGGCUGACACCUCCCCACGCUUCAGCUUCAGUGAGAAGAUCACCCUCACACCGCAGAGCAGCGAGGAGAUCCACCCAGCCCCUCACAACAACAUCCACUGUGUGUCCUCCACGUCUGUACUCAGCAGCACUGAAACCAGCCUCCCUUCUGAGGACCCCCACCCCUCCAUACCAUCUCCUAUCCUGGAGAGACCGGGUGAAACAGCAGUGGAUGGCACAGACUCUGCAGGCCAGUGUCUGACAGAGAGCCCCUGCUGUGACGAAGUGCCAAGCCCGGCCCCUGCGGAGCCCAGUGCUGCUUGUUCACACUUGGCUGACAGUCCGCCAGCAGAGUCCUUCUGUGGGCUGCCCAGCUCUCUGCCUGUGCUCCAGGAGCUCAGAGAGAGCAGCUCAGAGGCCGACUCCAGCGCCCAGACCCCACUCACCCCUGAGGAGCCCGAGGAGUUCUUCGAUACGCAUGAAAUGGUUGAUGUGUGGAGGGGAAGCACGGGGUCCCUUCCCCACCCCAGCACUCCUCUAGAGGUGGGAGCUCCCCAUGUGCCUGAGCAGUGAAGGAAACGCAGAUACGUGUGUCUUUCACCCAUCUCAGCAAGCUCUCACUCUAGUGCCUCAGACCUUCAUAAAGUCCCAUACAAGACCAAGUGGGAUUUGCCUACACAAUUUAAGGGAAGUUGAGGAAAUGGGAGGCCCUCUCUGUGAUUGUCACAUGUCGAACACGAAGCGCAGAUACUCCUGUUGAAAAUCUUAAUAAACUCUCCAUGUGACAUUCAGAGCUGCUUCCUGUGUAACGCAUCACUCUAGUCAAGCGGCUAGUGAUCAAACAUAGGCUUUUAGACACACUAAAAAAAUUAUUCUGUGCACAAAUUAUCUUCCUCGUCUCUGACUGCAUUCUUUCUUCAUUAGCUGGUCUGGAAGAUAUUUUUUAAAGGGACAUGGUAUUUGAUAUUAGUCAAGCUGAACUCUUGAAUAAAGAACUUGCAUAUCUUAAUGGAUUUUAAAGGGAUAGUUGCCCUAAAAAUUCAAAUUGUCAUCAAAACCUAUAAGACUUUCAUUCAUCUUCGAAACACAAAUGAAGAUGUUUUUAAUGAAUCCUAAGAGAUUUCUGUCCCUCUGUGAAAAGUCCAUGCAACCAACACUUUGAAACUGAACUUUUAAUAGAGAUCAAUAGAGAAAAAUAUCUUUAUUUGUGCUUCCAAGAUGAAUGAUAUAGUCUUGUGGAUUUGCAACGGCAUAAGUGAACAAUCCCUUUGAGUGAACGCUAACUGUUUUAUUAUUAUUUGCCUAAGCUUGCUAUACCACUGUCGUAAUUUAUUAAAUCAUUAUAAAAUACAUAUAAAUGUAGACUAUAUAUAGACUAAUAUGCAGCUUACUUUUAACAAUGAGACUGCAAAUGAUUGAGUCAAAUUUUUUUAUAUUUUAUUUUUGUAAAACAUAGUGCUUUCACAAUUUUAAAUAAUUAAGUAGUGGUCUCCUUAUCAAUUACAUUUGUCCUGCUUUGUACUGCUCACCUUUUUGACAUUGAAGUACUUUUUUGUACCAUGAACCCUCCUGUUUGAUCAACCGAAGAGUGCAGUGUGACAGUGUUUUUUUGUUUUUUUUUUCUUAGUGAAAAAGAAAGAGAAGGAUGCUGCUUUUCAGAAGCACACACUGUACCUGAUGAGUCAAAAAACCCUGAUGAGUUAACCCUGGCUAGUGGGCGUUGUUUACUGAGCAUGCAGGAAGUUUGUGUGAAAUGAACUGAUUGCCACUGAUGUUGGACCAGCUUGUAAGACCUCUAGAUUUUAGAGAGGAGCAUUUCACUUCCCCCCUCCGGCAGCAGCGUCUGUGAAUUAUUCCACUCCGCUCGGAGUACAGUGAAGCACACUGAUUCUGAAAUCACUGACAUAUUAAAGCAUCUGCCUCUGAUAGAUUUAACUCAAACGUGUCGUACUGUUGGUGCUGUAUGCCGUCUGUGCAGUAGUAUUUAAGGGAUAGUUAGAUGGAUCUAAACUAUUCCUUUAAAUGGCACUUUGACUUACAGUGUUUCAAAUAAAAGUGGCAUUGUCUGCAGAAA